ACCACCGCGAGUCUUACCGCACAGAGCUGCAUUUCUGUCGGCUAUAAAUGAAGUUAGCCCAUCCAGCUGAAUGGCGGCGUCCGGAUCUCUGUCGCUGGGCCACGUCUCCGUGAAAACAAACACGCAGAAGUUUCUAUUCUCUUGCCAUGUAGAACAUUCGAGUCGGAUAUAGUCCAGUUUAUUGUAAAGGGAGCAAUCGUUGGCUAGUAGAAUGGAUGGGAGAGCCAACUAGCUAGGGUUUGUUUUUAGCCUAGCACGGACACCCGCCCGCUUACCGCGCUUCCGCUUUCUCGCGCACUGCUUUCGGCAUCCCCUCUCCUGGUCUCCGGUAUCAGGCGACACCGGGGACUGGAGGCCUGGUCUCCACAGCAAGCCGAGGUUACGUAGCCUAUCCAGUACAUCAUCAUGCAGAGUUUCUUUGAAAAGCUUAAAAACUUACACUGUGGACCUCCUGCACCACCCAAAAGAAUAGAAACAAUUACAGGAUGUGAGUGGGCUGAAGAUGAAUUAGAUGUGGAAGAUUGUGAUACAUAUGAAGCUCCUCCUUGUGAGCGUCCUACUAUCAAAGUUCAGCAUAGGCAUGAAGAAGAGAAUGUAUACCUAGGUUACCCUGAGAGAACUCCAAACUCCACAAACCCUCAAAGACAGGCAGGGCCACCACCACCACGCCCAGCCAAGAUCACCCCUAAAAUGAAAUCCCCUAAGCCACUACCUGACCAAGAGGAGUUCUACCUUGAUUCCAACAGAAAAUGUCCUGAAGUCUUCCAUAAAGAUCAGGCUACUAAGAGGUUGGCCCCUAGGAAGAGCCCUCCAGCUGUACCUGCUCCUAACUUAGAAGAAGAUGUUUACCUGGAUCCAAAUGAAGGACAGAGCAGGAGAGAGCCUCCACAUGACAUAUAUGUCGAACCUACAACAGAUUGUUGUUUAGCACCCCCCUCUGUACCCUAUGGUGGUGGUCGUAUGUUUCCACCCAAAACAGCAAGAGAUCUUCCCCUAUAUGUAAUGAAACCACCUGUUCCUAGAGCCAAAUCUAACUCUCUCGUCACCAGUGACUCAGGGAAUGCAGCAUCACUGCCAGAUGCGAGGAGCAACACUAUCACUGCCCAUGUACCGUCAUCUAUCCAAAGCAUCAGACCAACUCUUGCAACUGAGACCAAGACCAGCUCACCCAUUUCUCCUGCAGUAGACAACACUGCAACAGUGAUACACCCUGGAGAACAGGAGAUGGGGCUGCAGGACAGAGAGUGGUUUGCCGGGAUAUGUGGCCGCAAAAAUGCAGAGGAUACAUUACUGAAAGUUAAUAAGAAUGGCUCCUACCUGGUUAGGUGCAGCACGGCUCAGAAUGCAAGACAACCUUUUACUCUAGUCGUGCUUUUUAAUCAGAAAGUCUACAACAUACCUAUACGCUUUAUUAAGGAAUCAUGCAGCUAUGCCCUUGGCAAAGAGGGAAAGAAAUCUGAGGAGCUUUUUGACAGUCUGCAAGAAAUGAUUUCUCAUCACAAGGAUAACCCCCUUUUGCUGAUUGACAGCAAGAGUCAGGCCAAACACACCACCUACCUCACACAUCCUGUACACUUGUAACAAACCGAUACAGACCUGAAUAGCUCUGAAUAUAACAAACAUAAACGUAUUUACGGUUGAUAUAUGCACUAUAAUUUACCACAAUUUAUCUGUACUUUUAUAGUGUAGAACAGGAGUAAAAAUAAUUUCUUUUUUUAAGUUAAUUGUUUGCAUUUGAUGAAAUAAAAAAUUCUUAUUCUA
Tachysurus fulvidraco (yellow catfish) is the source of this 1761-nucleotide messenger RNA. Its product is annotated as SH2 domain-containing protein 6. Gene Ontology annotation, biological process: cell surface receptor protein tyrosine kinase signaling pathway; intracellular signal transduction. The record is from RefSeq and is a predicted model, not a curated record. Lineage: Eukaryota; Metazoa; Chordata; Actinopteri; Siluriformes; Bagridae. Bases 406 to 1581 code for a protein of 391 amino acids. The transcript is spliced from 19 exons.